Micromonas commoda is the source of this 1338-nucleotide messenger RNA. RefSeq lists its product with no specific name. The coding region runs from base 21 to 1286 and encodes 421 amino acids. Gene Ontology annotation, molecular function: protein binding; peptidyl-prolyl cis-trans isomerase activity. Lineage: Eukaryota; Viridiplantae; Chlorophyta; Mamiellophyceae; Mamiellales; Mamiellaceae. The record is from RefSeq and is a predicted model, not a curated record. The transcript has a single exon.
CGCGCACGCGACGCGCGGGUAUGGGCGACUCGGGCGCCGCCGACGCCGCCGCGUCACGCGCGGAGAGCGGCUCCACCGCGUCGUCCCGCGCCGAGGUCGAGCGCGCGCGAUGGAACCCGCGGCUGGGCGACGACACCGCGCCUCUCGUCGGAGAGUGGAAGUACCCUCUCGACAAGCCGCACGGCCCCGUGAUGUGCACGUCCCGGCGCGUGCGCACCGGCGGGCAUCCCGGCGUCGAUAAGCAGAUCAUGCGCGAGGGGUCCGCGGCGGAGCGAACGCCGAAAGACGGCGACACGUGCUUCGUCCACUACGACAUGUGGCAGCUCAACGCGUCGGGGGAGGAGGUGUGGAGCACCCGUCGCGAGUCCGAACCUCACCAGAUCGUCGUCGGUAAGGCGAUACCAGCGAGCGACGGCAAGCGCCGACACCACCCGGCGCUGUACGAGUGCGUCCGCGCGAUGGUUCCCGGCGAGCGCGCGCUGUUCAGGGUCCCGCCCGAGCUGUGCUACGGCGAGGCUGGUAACUUCUCCUUCCCGGCUGUGCCCCCGAGUUGCUGGAUGCUGGUCGACGUCGAGCUCAUCGGCGCCAAGCGAGGCGAGACGAUGGAGCGAGCGGACAUGCUGUACGAGGAGCGCAUCGAGCGGGUCAAGUCGCACAGGACCAAGGGGAACGAACUGUUCCGGGGCGGCGACGUCGCGUCCGCGGCGAGGGAGUACGAGAUGUCCCUCAGCUUUCUCACCGACGACAUGAUGAUGCAGCUCUUCGGCGCCUACCUCGACGAGGCGGAGGGCGAGAAACUCCCGGCGCACCUGAACCUCUGCGCGUGUUACCUCAAGAUGGAGCGACACCACGACGCGGUUGACCAGGCGGGCAGGGCGCUGGGCGUCGACCCGACCAACGCCAAGGCUUUUUAUCGAAGGGGUAAGGCGCGGAGGGCGCUGGGCCAGGACGAAGCCGCGAGGGCCGACUUGUUAAAGGCGCUCGGGUUCUCCGAAGGGGCGUCCGACCCGGCGAUAGAACGCGAGCUCGCGUCUCUGGACGGCGAGGAGAGGCGUUCGAACCACGCGCGGCGCGGCGUGUGGCGCGGGUUGUUCGACCCGAACGACGACACGGGCGUCGACGCGGACGGAGCGAAGAAGCGGCUCGACGACGUCGACGAGGCUGGCAAAAAACCAAAAAAAGGGGACGAAGCGGGGGGACGCGGCAAACGGUUCUUCGGCCGGUUGCUCGAACGGCUCGGGUUCGUGUCGGACGUGCUGACCAGUGACCGAGGGACGCACACGUGAAAGCGGAGGUUGGAUAGCGCCGCGAACGAGGGUUAUGAGCAAGCGUCGUGAG